AUGGACUCGGUCAAAACAAAUGGCAUCAGCCAGCCCUCGACAUCUUCCAAGCCCAUGACCAGCGUGGAAGAAUAUCAACGGAAGUGGGCGCAACUUAUGGACGAUACGGCCAAGCAAAUUCAAAAGAUCCGAGAUGAGGAAGAGGCUCGAAAGUCUAGCCCGGCUGCGGGUCGAUGA
Penicillium oxalicum is the source of this 177-nucleotide messenger RNA. RefSeq lists its product as uncharacterized. Bases 1 to 177 code for a protein of 58 amino acids. NCBI's taxonomy places the organism in Eukaryota, Fungi, Ascomycota, Eurotiomycetes, Eurotiales, Aspergillaceae. The transcript has 2 exons. The record is from RefSeq and is a predicted model, not a curated record.